Messenger RNA from Acanthosepion pharaonis, 2010 nucleotides. The record is from the annotation of a GenBank genome assembly. NCBI's taxonomy places the organism in Eukaryota, Metazoa, Mollusca, Cephalopoda, Sepiida, Sepiidae.
AUGAGCGUGUUACCACGUGCAGGCAAGCCGAAUAUCGUGAGGGCUCCGAGCUUAGAAAGCAUGUCUAAAGCAGUCGGGAUUGAUCUUGGGACCACCUACUCUUGUGUUGGUGUGUUCCAACAUGGCAAAGUUGAAAUUAUUGCUAAUGACCAGGGAAAUCGAACAACUCCCAGUUAUGUAGCAUUUACAGACACAGAACGUCUGAUUGGAGAUGCUGCCAAAAAUCAAGUUGCCAUGAAUCCUGAAAAUACUAUCUUUGAUGCUAAACGUCUCAUUGGUAGAAGGUUUGAUGAUCAGUCUAUCCAGACCGACAUGAAACACUGGCCUUUUGAAGUCAUAAAUGAUAGUACCAAACCAAAAUUGCGAGUUAACUUUAAAGGUGACAGCAAGAUCUUCUCUCCUGAGGAAAUCUCCUCUAUGGUUUUGACAAAGAUGAAAGAAACUGCUGAAGCUUAUUUAGGCAAGAGUGUCUCUAAUGUUGUAAUCACAGUUCCUGCCUACUUCAAUGACUCUCAGCGACAGGCUACUAAAGAUGCUGGAACCAUUGCUGGGCUUAAUGUCUUGAGAAUUAUCAAUGAACCAACAGCUGCUGCUAUUGCAUAUGGUUUGGACAAAAAGGCCGGUGGCGAGAAGAACAUCCUUAUUUAUGAUCUUGGAGGUGGUACCUUUGAUGUCUCCAUUCUGACCAUUGAAGAUGGAAUCUUUGAGGUCAAGUCAACUGCAGGUGACACACAUCUUGGUGGAGAAGAUUUUGAUAAUCGUAUGGUGAACCACUUCAUCCAAGAAUUCAAGCGAAAGCACAAGAAAGACCUUGCUCAAAACAAACGUGCCAUUAGAAGACUGAGAACCGCUUGUGAGCGUGCUAAAAGAACCCUGUCAUCCAGCACCCAGGCUAGCAUUGAGAUUGACUCGCUUUAUGAAGGCAUUGACUUCUACACUAACAUCACUCGAGCCAGAUUUGAAGAAUUGAAUGCUGAUCUCUUCAGAGGAACCUUGGAGCCAGUUGAAAAGUCUUUGAGAGAUGCCAAAUUAGACAAGUCUGCUAUUCAGGAAAUUGUCCUUGUUGGUGGCUCUACUCGAAUUCCCAAGAUUCAAAAACUCUUGCAAGACUUCUUCAAUGGAAAGGAAUUAAAUAAGAGCAUUAAUCCUGAUGAAGCUGUUGCAUAUGGUGCAGCUGUCCAAGCUGCCAUACUUUCUGGUGAGAAAGAUAAAGCUGUCCAAGACCUGUUGCUGCUUGAUGUGGCGCCACUCUCAAUGGGUAUUGAAACUGCUGGUGGUGUUAUGACUUCAUUGAUUAAGAGAAACACAACCAUUCCAACAAAACAAACACAGACCUUCACAACAUACUCCGAUAAUCAACCUGGUGUACUCAUCCAAGUUUAUGAAGGAGAAAGAGCAAUGACAAAGGAUAACAACUUGCUAGGAAAAUUUGAGCUUACUGGAAUCCCCCCAGCUCCAAGAGGCGUACCACAAAUUGAAGUUACUUUUGAUAUUGAUGCUAAUGGCAUUCUCAACGUAUCUGCUACUGAUAAGAGCACCGGUAAAGAAAACAAGAUCACCAUCACAAAUGACAAAGGUCGUCUCAGCAAAGAAGAAAUCGAGAGAAUGGUGAAUGAUGCUGAAAAGUACCGUCAAGAGGAUGAUGAGCAGCGUGCACGUGUUUCUGCAAAGAAUUCUCUUGAAAGCUAUGCUUUCAACACCAAGUCAACAGUCGAAGAUGACAAAAUCAAAGACAAGAUCAGCGAGGAUGACAAGAAGACUAUUGUUGACAAAUGCCAAGAGGUAAUCAGCUGGCUUGACCAAAACCAACUGGCCUCAAAGGAAGAAUUUGAACAUCAGCAAAAGGAACUUGAGAAGGUUUGCAAUCCUAUCAUUACAAAGCUGUACCAAGCUGCAGGUGGUAUGCCUGGUGGCAUGCCAGGAGGUAUGCCAGGUGGCAUGCCUAACUUUGGUGCUUCUGAUGGUGCAACUUCAGGAAGCAGUGGCCCUACAAUUGAAGAAGUUGACUAA